AUGAUCAAAUCGUACGCAAGCCGCAGACCGGAACUGCGCAGUGUCACGGGGGUAGAAAGGAUCCGAGCGACUCGGCAAGUCGGUUGCCUUGAUGUCCUGUUGCACUACCUCGCAAACACCUCAUCUUGUAGUUCGCUCAAAACCAUCGAUGUUGCAUGGAGGGCAAGUCGGGAAAGCUCAAACACAUCCUUCCUGUCGGGCUUGCAAAACGUGAGCAAACUCAGCCUCGAUUUCAACAGAGGUAGAAGCUCUACUCUGCUCGAGAUCGCACGCGGAUUGGUUCAAGGAGGCAGCCCCCACCUUGUUGAUUUCACACUCUACAUUACCCUAGACACCCUCACCCUUGCAAUAGAGCCGGACGUCAUCGAGCUCGCCGACCUCACCUCCCGCAGGCCUUUCUCCACUGUGAAGAAUGCUCGCAUUUGCCUGGGCUGGAACGGAGACCUUGACUUAACGAAGACAUCUGGAGCACAAGUAUUGGAAUUCAUGGCUAGGAUGUGGCCCGUCAUCAGCCGUGAUGCACAAGUAGACUUGAAUAUAUUCCUCAACCUCGGCGAAGACCUCUGGGAGUGGAGCAGCAAAGAAACGGAUGCAAAGACCGGAGAGAUCGAGACGGGAACAUCGUUUUGGCAAGGAGAAGGCGAACGAGCAGGGAAGUGGUUAUGGGAUCCGCCGUCGCCCGAUGAUGUGACGUCAAGUUCGGAGCAGAGUGAAGAGCAGAGUGAACAGGAGUGA
This is a messenger RNA of Epithele typhae, 735 nucleotides long. RefSeq lists its product as uncharacterized. Lineage: Eukaryota; Fungi; Basidiomycota; Agaricomycetes; Polyporales; Epitheliaceae. The record is from RefSeq and is a predicted model, not a curated record. The coding region runs from base 1 to 735 and encodes 244 amino acids. The transcript is spliced from 3 exons.